Molecule: messenger RNA, 2670 nt
Organism: Penicillium concentricum
Lineage: Eukaryota; Fungi; Ascomycota; Eurotiomycetes; Eurotiales; Aspergillaceae
Product: putative C6 transcription factor (War1)
Exons: 3
Coding region: 1-2670 (889 amino acids)
Biological process (GO): regulation of DNA-templated transcription
Cellular component (GO): nucleus
Molecular function (GO): transcription cis-regulatory region binding; zinc ion binding; DNA-binding transcription factor activity, RNA polymerase II-specific
Source: RefSeq, a predicted model, not a curated record
AUGGAAAUCGAUCCGCAGCUGCAACACCGAGACGGGGACCCUCAACGGCGUUUUUACACCCCGACCCGACCGACAAUGAGCACAGGCCCGGAAUACCCAGAGCCCCCAUCCCACGCACCCCUAAAUCCCUAUCAAAACCGGGAUAUCUAUGGUGAUGGGCAUGGGCACGGGCAUGGGCACGGGGACACACACCCGUCGUUUGGUCCAGAGAGCAACCAAUCCCCAGAGUCACACGAUACACCCGGCGAUGCCAAACGGUCGCGUGCAUGCGAGCCCUGCCGACAGCUCAAAGUGCGCUGCGACCCAGACCCGGCGCACCCGGAAGGGUCAUGCAAACGGUGCGCGAAAGCGCGACGGACGUGCGUUGUGACCGCGCCGACCCGUAAGCGGCAGAAAAAGACCGACAGCCGGGUAGCGGAAUUAGAGCGGAAGAUCGAUGCCCUGACGGCGACACUGCACGCAUCACAUUCGACUAGUCCGUUGUUCUCUGGUGGAGUGGGGCAGCAAGCAUCGCCGACAGGACAGCGGGAUGAGCAGCUGGCUGGUCGGAGAUGGUUGGGUGGGGAGUCAAAGGUGGCUGGAAUCAAGCGGCAGCACACCGGCGAAGUUAAGGAUCCGUCUGGGGGCAUGCUGGCGCCGCGGUAUUCGCGGCCGGGUAGUCCCUCUGCAGAGCAGAUUCCCACCCAAGCGUCGAAGCAUUGGCGUAGACCUGUUUCUGGUGACUCUGCGCCGCCGAAACAUGACGCUGGGAAUGAGUUUGCCGAUAUGAUCGACCGGGGGAUUGUAGAUUACAAGACUGCUAGCGCGGCGUUUGAGCGAUAUAUCCAUCAGAUGGCGCCAUCGAUGCCUUUCGUUGUUUUCCCGCCGGGAACUACGAUGGGCGAGGUUCGGCGCAAUAAACCUUGUUUGUUUCUUGCCAUCAUUGGCGCUGCCAUUGGCGUUUUUAAUCCGGACGCUCAGCCUAUCCUCGUGAAUGAGGUAUAUCGCCUGCUCGCCGAGCACGUUGUUAUCAAAGGACAAAAGUCGCUUGAGCUGGUUCAGACUAUAAUGGUCUGUUCUAUCUGGUAUCUGCCACCCGAUAACUUCGAGGAACUCAAGUUCUAUUCUUUGACUCACAUGGCUGCGGUGAUGGCAAUCGAGCUUGGAUUGAACCGUCGGAUUUCCGAAAAUAGACGGGCCUUCAACAUGAUCCGCGAGCUGAUCUCUAAAAAGCCGACGAGCCCGGCGUUUGAUCCGGAGGGUCCGGAGGCAAGGCGGACAUGGGUUGGCUGUUAUUACUUAUGUGUCCAGGUGUCGGCGGCUUUGAGGAGAGUACACUUGGUCACAUGGCAGCCGUAUAUGGACGAGUGCCUUGAGAUUCUAGCAAACCACCCGGAUGCGCUACCCUCCGACCGGAAAUUGAAAUGGUGGGCAAAACUGGGAUUGAUAAUGGAGGAUGCUGGACAUCACUUCUCUGCGGAUGAUCCCGAACCCAUUACCACCUUCGCGAAUAGUAAGGUGUGGUACAAUAUGAAGGUGUUUGAGGAACGAUUAGCACAGUGGAGAGAGGAGAUCCCGCGGGAUAUUUACACAGGGCCCAUGGUUCACACAGAACAUGUCCUGAAUCUCUUUGUGCAUGGAUCUGCGAUGUGUGUAAACUUCAACAGUGGCAACAACUCUCCUCCACAGGAUGAUUUGCACAGAUCAUCCAUUGCGGCAGUCAUCGACGGACUGACUACGGCCAUCCGCUGCAUCCACGAGAGUAUGGAUGUCAUUUGUGCUAUUGAGAGUGACCGACUUAUAUGCUUGCCUACAACAACAUUAGCGCGGACAACGUUCCCCGUGGUCAGUUUGAUCAAAAUAUACUCAUUGUUCAUGUCGCCGGACAGUCGAAUCGGGCAGAUUCUCGACGUGCAGAGUCUCAAAAUUGAUUAUUACCUGGACAAAGUUAUCGCGCAUUACCGGACCGCCGCGGCGCGUGAUGGUGGCCGUGCAGCAGCGAAAUUUGGAAACAUAAUGGUCCUGUUGCGCAAUUGGUUUAUCAAAAAGCGCGACCAGGGAGAUCAUGGCCGGGAAUUGAAAGAGGCCUUUGCAAAUGGCCAGAAACCCUCGGAUCACCGGCAGACACAUCGGAACCAUGAUACCCCGAACGCGGCAUCUGCCAAAUCAAGAACGCAGAUGGCACCGGGCAUGACACCCCUCCAUUUCCUAAGCGAAGUAGCCAUGGGCGACCCAGCGCACCGAGCGAACAAUUCCAACCCUCAAUGCUCAAUAACCGAACAAUCUUAUUCCUCAAACCAUAGCCCAAGCUCAACAGCCAACCCAAUGACAACGCCGGUUCUGUCCAGUUUUGGGCCCGAGCCGCCUCAAACCAGCUGGUCAUCUGGCGCAUCAUAUCCAACCACUCUCUCGAGCUCAGACUCGAACCAGAUCGAGCCGAGGGGCUACUACCAAUCCUACCCAUCCACCGAGCUCACACAUAACUACCCAGAUCUACCGUCGAGUUCCACGCAGGCUCAGGGAUACCCGGACAUGUCCACCGUGGCUGGGAUGCAGCUUGCUCCUCCGAUGGGAAUGGCACCAGAGAUAGCCAUGGACCCCAAUUCAGGUGAAUCUUGGAUUACGUUAGGGAAUAUGAUGGACGAGGGACUAUUUACAUUCCCUUUUGAUGGGAAUUUUGGGUUGUUUUAG